Messenger RNA from Gossypium arboreum, 1474 nucleotides. RefSeq lists its product as uncharacterized. Lineage: Eukaryota; Viridiplantae; Streptophyta; Magnoliopsida; Malvales; Malvaceae. The transcript is spliced from 13 exons. The record is from RefSeq and is a predicted model, not a curated record. The coding region runs from base 1 to 1260 and encodes 419 amino acids.
AUGAAUUGCAUUUCACCCCUGUUGAGUUGCAGUGGUAAUGUUAGGAUACCAAAUGAGACAAUGAGGUUGAUUAUAACAACAUUUGGUGGAGUUAUUUUUGGCUUCUUUUUAGGAAUAAUAUCUCCAAAGCUUUCUUCAACUAAGGUUACACUCAUUUACUGUUUCAAUAUGUUUACAGUAAUCAAUCUUACAUACAUUGAGAGCAAAUAUCAUGGUCUUUCGACUCAAGCACUAUUCGAUGCUUUGAACCCUCUCAAGGCUAAUAAGGUCGGGUCUAACAAAGCCAAAGGAGCAAAGAUAUGGACUCCAACAAAUCCAAAGGGUGCUGAAACACUCCCCCCUGGUAUAGUUUCGUCUAGAUCUGAUAUAUAUCCUCGACGAUUAUGGGGUCAUCCUGAUAAGGACUUAACCAUCAAACCAAAGUAUCUUGUAGCGUUUACCGUUGGUUAUAAUCAGAAACACAACAUAGAUGCAGCUGUGAAAAAGUUCUCAAACAACUUCACAAUUGUAUUGUUCCAUUACGAUGGAGUGACCAGUGAAUGGGAUGAAUUUGACUGGUCAAAGAGAGCUAUUCACGUGAGUGCUCCAAAGCAGAGUAAAUGGUGGUUUGCGAAGCGCUUUUUGCACCCCGACAUUGUUGCACCGUAUGAUUACAUCUUUAUAUGGGAUGAAGAUCUCGGUGUGGAGCACUUUAAUGCAGAGGAAUACAUCAAAAUUGUGAGGAAACAUGGCUUAGAGAUAUCCCAACCGGGGUUAGAUCCGGAUAGUGUUGGGUUGACAUGGGCAAUGACAAUGAAGAGAAACGACACUGAAAUUCACACGAGAACUCAAGAGAGAACUGGUUGGUGUACUGAUUUGCAUUUGCCUCCAUGUGCAGCAUUUGUUGAGAUCAUGGCUACCGUGUUCUCUCGGAAUGCAUGGCGAUGUGUUUGGCAUAUGAUUCAGAAUGAUUUGGUUCACGGAUGGGGUCUCGAUUUUUAUCUUAGAAGAUGUGUCGAGACUCCACAUGAGAAAAUAGGAGUUGUAGACGUUCAGUGGAUUGUACAUCAAGGUAUUCCUUCUCUACGGAACCAGACAUUUUCCAUGGGUCAAGAAGACAUUGGACUGGCACCAUGGAAAGGGGUUAGGGAAAGGUGUAAGAAAGAAUGGAGCAUGUUCCAAAAUAGGAUGACUGAUGCAGAGAAAGCAUAUUAUGAAUCAAUGGGGAUUAGCACUACCGACAUAACUUAUGGGAUGGACCCUUCUGAUUUUAGGAGAUAGACAAUUUCUUAUUUGUUUGGUCUUUAGGUAUUUACUCAUUUUAUAAUUAAUUUUACUCAGAUCGUUUUGGGAUAAAUUUUAAAACUAUACAUGAAUUCUAGUCUAAUGUGCAAUUCUAUACAUAUAUUUUGAUUUUGUGUAAUUUUACACAUGAAAUUUUAAUUUGAUUCAAAUUUUAUAAAUUAUUAACACAAUUAUUGAUAUAGCAUAAUUU